This is a messenger RNA of Nannospalax galili (Upper Galilee mountains blind mole rat), 966 nucleotides long. RefSeq names its product olfactory receptor 10AG1-like. NCBI's taxonomy places the organism in Eukaryota, Metazoa, Chordata, Mammalia, Rodentia, Spalacidae. Gene Ontology annotation, biological process: G protein-coupled receptor signaling pathway. The record is from RefSeq and is a predicted model, not a curated record. Bases 7 to 966 code for a protein of 319 amino acids. Gene Ontology annotation, cellular component: membrane. Gene Ontology annotation, molecular function: olfactory receptor activity; G protein-coupled receptor activity. The transcript has a single exon.
UUUAUCAUGUCUGCAGAUGGAGCGCAUAUUACAACAGAAGAUUCAAAUAUCACAACAGUGAUGGAAUUUAUUCUCCUGGGUUUUUCUGAUGUUCCCCAUCUCAAGUGGCUUCUGUUUGGGAUAUUUUUCCUCAUGUACUUGUCUAUUCUGAUGUGCAACAUCGUCAUAAUUCUAGUAACAAGAAUUGACCCUGCUCUUCAGACACCGAUGUAUUUUUUCCUCAGCAAUUUCUCUUUUGUGGAAAUCUGUUAUGUAACAGUCACUAUCCCAAGAAUGCUGGUGGACUUUUGUGCCCAAAAAAGGAACAUGUCUUUGCUGAGCUGUGCAAUGCAAGUGUGGUUUUUCUUUACAUUUGGAGGUACUGAGUGCUUCCUCCUAACAGUGAUGGCCUAUGACCGCUAUGUGGCCAUUUGCAAGCCUUUGCUCUAUGCUCUGACGAUGAACCACAGGGUAUGUGUACAACUCUUGACUGCCUGUUGGGUCUGCGACAUUCUAGUUGUGACUGGAGAAACAUACCAGAUUUUCUCAUUGUCUUUUUGUGGAUCUAACAGAAUUAAUCACUUCUUCUGUGACAUUCCACCUAUCCUCAGGCUUGCUUGUGGAGACACAUUUGUGAAUAAUUUAGCAAUCUUCGUUGUUUCUGCAGUGCUUAUCAUGGUUCCAUUUCUGCUGAUAAUUGUCUCCUAUGGAAAAAUUAUCUGCAGCAUUCUGAAGUUGUCAUCUGCUGGAGGGAGGUCUAAAGCCUUCUCCACCUGCUCCUCACAUCUGAUAGUCGUAGUCUUAUACUAUGGAACAGUUGCUGUUACUUACAUACGGCCCAAUCCAAAUGCAUCUGAAGGAAUUGGAAAACUAUUGUCUCUUUUCUACACUGUUUUGAUACCACUGUUGAAUCCAAUUAUAUACACGUUGAAAAACAAGGAUAUCUCUGCAGCACUGAGAAAACUGCCAAAGAAAUUAUUAACAUAA